This is a messenger RNA of Pyrus x bretschneideri (Chinese white pear), 1222 nucleotides long. Its product is annotated as p21-activated protein kinase-interacting protein 1-like. The record is from RefSeq and is a predicted model, not a curated record. Gene Ontology annotation, molecular function: protein binding. The coding region runs from base 16 to 1032 and encodes 338 amino acids. The transcript has 3 exons. Lineage: Eukaryota; Viridiplantae; Streptophyta; Magnoliopsida; Rosales; Rosaceae.
UCGCCAAUUUCCAUCAUGAGCCUAAUCGCAGGCUCCUACGAGAAAUUCAUAUGGGGCUUCAAGCUCAGACCCCUAAACCCUAGCCCCGAUUCCCAAUCACUAACCCUAACCCCUCUCUUCUCCUACCCCUCCCACCUCUCCUCAAUCACCACCGUCGCCACCGCCGGCUCAGCCGCUGCCUCCGGCGGCACCGAUGACACCAUUCACCUCUACGACAUGUCCUCCGCCACCUCCCUCGGCUCCCUCCACGACCACUCCGCCACCGUCACCUCCCUCUCCUUCUUCACCCCUCCCCACCUCUCCUUCCCCCUCAACCUCAUCUCCGCCGACGCCGACGGGUCCCUCUGCAUCUACGAGGCCGACCCUUUCGUCCUCCUCAAGAGCCUCAAGCCGCACCGGAAGGCCAUCAACGACGUGUCGUUGCACCCGUCCGGGAAGCUGGCGUUGACGGUGGGGAAAGACGAGUGCUUGGCGAUGAUUAAUUUGGUGAGGGGGAAGAGGAGUUUCUAUUGCAGAGUGGCGAAGGAGGCAAGCUUGGUGAGGUAUGAUUGCUCUGGAGAGAAGUUCUAUAUGGCUAUGGAGGAGAAGGUGAUGGUUCAUGAGGCUGAAGAUGCUAAGUUGCUUUGCGAAUUCGAGAAUUCGAAGCGGGUUCUUUGUGUUGAGCCCGGUGAGAAUGGAGUUUUAUUUACUGGUGGUGAAGAUCGGAGUAUUACAGCGUGGGACACAAACAGUGGGAAGGUUGCAUAUCGCAUUGAGGAUGCACAUUCUACCCGUGUGAAGGGAAUUGUUACGCUUACAAGCAAAGCUGGUGCUGUAGCCAAUGAGGAUCCCUAUCUUGUGGCAUCGGCCUCGUCAGAUGGGGUUAUACGUGUUUGGGAUGUUCGCAUGGCUGUUAAUGAGAAGCCAAAUCCAUUGGCCGAGGCUAAUACAAAAUCAAGGCUUACUUGUCUGGCUGGGUCAUCUCUUAAAUCUUUCAAACGGCCACAGGUUGGAAAAAGCGUUCAAGAAGAGAAGCAUGAUGCAGAAACAUAAGGUGUAUAAGUUAUAACCAAAUCAAAAUAGCUUCCUAUGUGUGUGCCUGUGUGGUUCUUGCCAUUGCUAAGAAACCGGAAAUGGAGAUUUGUUACCCGAAGUGGCUGUGCUUGGUCCAACAUAUCAAUUUUGUCUUAGAACUUGUUUGUAUCAAUGUUCAAGUAUUUAUCCGUGAAACUUCUGUGCAUCA